Molecule: messenger RNA, 585 nt
Organism: Lathyrus sativus (Indian pea)
Lineage: Eukaryota; Viridiplantae; Streptophyta; Magnoliopsida; Fabales; Fabaceae
Source: the annotation of a GenBank genome assembly
AUGAAUGUUAUUGCUGCUACAAAAUUGAUUGUGCAACAUGUGUCCCAUGAAAGUGAAGCUCUUGCAGAACUUCUGGUUUUGAUUCGUACCCGUCUAGCUGACGCUGUUACUAGUCUUACGGUCCCUACAUGGAGUCCACUAGUGCUAGCUGCUGUUCCAGACGCUGCACAAGUUGCAGCAUAUCGAUUUGGUGUGUCUGUUCGAUUAUUGAGAAAUAUUUGCUUGUGGAAGGACAUAUUUGCAAUGCCAGUGUUAGAGAAGCUUGCUCUAGAUGAGCUUUUAUACGCAAAAGUUCUACCUCAUUGUAGAAGCAUAUCAGAAAAUGUUCAAGAUGCAAUAACAAGAACAGAACGGAUUAUUGCUUCCCUAUCUGGUGUUUGGGCUGGCCCAAGUGUCACUGCAGACAGAAACCGCAAAUUGCAGCCUCUGGUGGCUUAUGUACUGUCACUUGGAAGGAUUCUGGAGAGAAGAAAUAUGCCAGAGAAUGAUCUAGCCCGUCGAUUGAAAAAAAUACUUGUGGACCUAGAUGAAUAUGAUCAUGCCAGGAACAUGGCCAGAACCUUCCAUCUGAAGGAGGCGUUAUGA